CGUCCACCAUAAGCAGAGAGAGCAAGAAAGAAAUUCAAUCGAAAAUGGCGGCGUGUGCGAGCACUUCAGCCUCCUUAGCCUGGAAUAUGGCGCCACUAAGAUCAGCGCUUCCUUGUAUUCAAUCGUCUUCGACCUCUUCACUUCGUUUCUCAUCUAGGUCUUCUCCCUCUCCACUGAGGCUUUCCCGAGCCAAAUCUCAACCAGGAACUGUCCGCGCCUUCGUGGGCCUUGCCCCUUUCCAUUCGCUCCUCUCUCAUUUUUCUCCAGAUUCUACAAGUUUCGAGCACACUUUCACCAUGAUUGGCAAUGGUUGCCGAUUCUUUGCCAUGAGACACGGCAGGAGGGUACCUAAACUGAAUAGACCCCCCGACCAGCGAAAGGCGCUUUUGCGAGGCCUCACAACUCAGCUUCUCAAGUAUGGACGCAUCAAGACGACUAGGGCGAGAGCGAGGGCAAUGAGAAAGUACGUUGACAAAAUGAUCACGUUGGCCAAGGAAGGCAGUCUUCACAAGCGAAGGCAAGCCCUCGGGUUCAUCUACGAGAAGCAAAUCGUGCAUGCUUUAUUUGCCGAGGUCCCAGAGAGGUACGGCGACAGAAAUGGAGGAUACACCCGGAUAAUAAGAACGCUUCCUCGGCGAGGGGACAAUGCACCAAUGGCUUAUAUUGAGCUUGUCUAGUGACCAACUGUUUGAUCUUGCCUUUGAUUUCUUGAAAUUAAUGUUAACAAGAGAUUUUGCUGGGCAAACAUUGUUGUAUCAUGCCACUAUGCCAGUGCUCCCCCUAGGCAAUUACAAUUUUAUUCUCACAUAAUUUUGAAAGCAAAGUAAAUUCCUUCGUUUGGUU
Messenger RNA from Ipomoea triloba (trilobed morning glory), 843 nucleotides. Its product is annotated as 50S ribosomal protein L17, chloroplastic. NCBI's taxonomy places the organism in Eukaryota, Viridiplantae, Streptophyta, Magnoliopsida, Solanales, Convolvulaceae. The coding region runs from base 45 to 677 and encodes 210 amino acids. Gene Ontology annotation, molecular function: structural constituent of ribosome. The record is from RefSeq and is a predicted model, not a curated record. Gene Ontology annotation, biological process: translation. Gene Ontology annotation, cellular component: ribosome; cytosolic large ribosomal subunit. The transcript is spliced from 2 exons.